UCGAGCAUGGCGGCGAGCAACCGUGGGCAGACCUGGGGUUCCAGCGAGACCAGCGUUUUUCUGGACAUCUGGGCCGAACAUUUUAGCGGGGUACAGCUCUCAACGAAACACAAAAACACGCACGUUUACGGGGGUUUCCGGAAGGCCUUGGCAGAGCGAGGCUUCCGCAGGACAGUCCAGCAGUGCCGGACCAAGGCCAAAAAAUUAAGGGCACAAUACAUAAAGGUUCGGGACGCCUUGAAAACGUCCGGCGGGAGCAGCGAAGAACGCCAAAAAUUCAUCUGGUACGACCGCAUGCACGCAAUACUCAGGGGGACUCCAGCUGCGGAUCCAGCUGAUCUCCUGGAGUCCCGGGUCCUGGAGCAGUCCGUCCCCGGGGCUGCCGUGGACGUCGCCGAGGAUUGUGCGACUGACACCAAGGCCACAUCUUCUCGGAGUGGGCCAGCAGACGCAGAGUCAUCCUCCACCGGCUCUUUAGGACCCGCUCAAACAGGGCUCACAGAUCCUUUGCCGUUUCGGGAUGCUGCUACCUCGAGGAGGCUGCCCAUCCCAGGGGCAGAGGCCCACAGGAUAAAUAACUCCCAGGACUUUCAACAAUUUGUCGACACCACAGAGGUGCUUCUUGAGAAGAUGGACGCGUCUGACGACUGGCGGACAGCACUCGAAGAUGCACGCUUCGAAAGACUUCUUAGGGAGCGGGAAGAGAAGUGUGACCGCAGACUGGACACCAUAAUGGACAAUCAACAGACCUGCAUGGAAAUGCUGAAGACCAUAUUGUCGACGCUUCCGGGGCAGAGCCGUUGUGGUGCAGCUGUCGGUGUACAGGGAGAAGAGCAGGGGGGAGAGAACACUGCUCUGAGGGGAGUCGGAGGACCAACGCAGAUGGAAGUGAAUCACGGCUUUACAGGAAGAGGCGCAAACUCUGUGCUUGAUUCUUCUGUCGGAGAUACCAGCUCGGGAGGAAACCAGAUUGCUCUCAACGUCAUCGUGAAGGCUUUUGCAGAGACGAUGCUUCUGAGGGCGAAAGCAGCAGUUUACGAAGUUCUAAUGGGCUGCUUGACACGUGGAGAGAUCCAGUUUCACCAGUAUGAUGACCUGAAGCGUUCCAUCGGCAAGAGCUUGGACGACAUUGAAAUAGACUUUUGUUCUGUGAAGAAAGAAAUCCUGGAGCAGUAUGAUGUUACAUAUCAGAAAUAACAAAAUAAGUACAUAAAUGAAAAUCCCAGCGCAGUGAGCUCUACAUCGUGUACAACAGGACUGACAGGCUCUGUUCCCAGAUCUCAAAUGAAAGGAUUCACGGGCUGUAGAAAGGGGGAGGCGGUUUCAGCAGCAGGUUGGUUUGAACGAUGAGACCGAAGUUUCCUCCACUGAGGUUAGGAGCACAUACAGACUUUCAUGAAGAUGAAAUGCUCUCCUCACAAUCACCGCCGAGUACCGGGACGAGACAGAAGAAGUCUAAGAAGAGAAAUGUUCCGUGGAUCAACUUCACGCCAUGAUCUCAUUCACCAUGACCAGAGUUUGUUUUUCUUUUUUGUCUUUUGAAAUUUUACUAGCAUCAAUAAAGUAGAAAUGAAUGAGA
Salarias fasciatus (jewelled blenny) is the source of this 1579-nucleotide messenger RNA. RefSeq lists its product as uncharacterized. NCBI's taxonomy places the organism in Eukaryota, Metazoa, Chordata, Actinopteri, Blenniiformes, Blenniidae. The transcript has 5 exons. Bases 7 to 1197 code for a protein of 396 amino acids. The record is from RefSeq and is a predicted model, not a curated record.